AUGGCUGGGCUUCGUCGUGACCCGGGAAUAUCCCACAACAUUGGCUCUGCCCAAACCUCCGAUACAAAGCAAGAAAGCAAGCAACAUGAGAGAACGCACAAGACACACUUGCCUUUCUGGCUGGGCAGAAAUGCCUUGAUCCUAUUCCUCUUGAUUUUUGUUGGUUGUGCAGCCUCUCUAAUCGGGCUGAACCACUUCAUCUCCUCUCGUGAUGGCAUCCCCCUCACCAUAUCUUCUAGCUCGUACUCGUGGACAUACGGUCCUACUGCGAUCCUCGUCGUCAUACUUAGUCUCUGGAGGCGCGUCGACUACUUUUACAAGUCGGCGCAGCCGUGGCGCGAAUUAUGGAAAGGCCCUGCUCUGGCCGAAAAGUCCAUCCUCCUUGACUACAUCAGCCCCAUCCAAGCUAUGAGCGCUUUAACGGCGUGGAAGCAUCGACACUAUGCAGUUGUGGCCACCAUUGUCUCUUUUCUGCUUCUCAAAUUCGUCAUUCUGAUUUCUACGACCUUAUUUGUGCUUGUGCCGUCUUUUCACCUCGAGCCAUCUGACAUCACCUAUUCCAACGCAUUUCAAGCAGCAAAGGCAUGGGACUCGGGUGGGUACUUCCCAUCCCCAGGCUUCGCAUACAUGAAUGCGGACAGGAGCCUUCUCGCCGGUGGCUCAAGCGCUUCAGUCUGGACGUAUCUGGCAAGCCUCACCGAUGGCACCACGGGUGAAUCCAGAUUCAGACCACCUGGGAAUAUGGUGACGCAGCAAUUCGCACCCAUGGUCACCGGAUCCAAUUUGACAUUGCUCGAAGCACCGAUCGAUGUUUUUGUGCCAAAGGUCACUUGCGAGGAUGCUGUUCUCUCGUCCACACCGCUUGACUCAGGCCUUGUUGGUGAAGCCAACGACAACCGCACACAAGUCUUCAACUUUGUGUCUCCGACAUGUUCGUCCGGCGGGGGGUGGGAGAAUCCAUGCAGUGCGAGACAUGGAGUCACCACGCCUUCGGACGUGUACAGGACGUGCGAGUCACAGCCUCGGAGCUACAUCAUCCACCGGCUCAACUGCACCGACCCCUUCAAUGCAACCAACUAUGUGGGUGACGAGCGACACUGGCCUCAGGACAUAGAAUCAUACGACAUUCGCUAUGCCAUUGCAGCAACACACUUUGAGGCCAAGAUCGAUCCACCAGAUUCCCGGGUGGUUCAAUCUAUGAAUGUCAUCAACUCGUCUGCCAUCAUCUGCAAGAUUAACUACGGCAUCGCUUCUGUAAAUGCGACGUACAAUCUCUUUACCAACGAGGUCAUUUUCAAGGAAGACGUCCAACAGGCAGCGACGAGGCUGCUGUCUAACCUGUCAAGCAUCGCAGUUGCAGAGAUGACAAUGGACAAUCUGGCCGUGGCGGCCCAGUCGCUCGUCGUCAGCGAGAAGCUGCCUACUAAGAAGCCGCAGACCAGCACCCCUCCGAACGCGCCGGACGCCCUCUUCCAGCUCAUGUACUCCAAACUGGGAUCACCAGCGGACAUUGACGUCUUUUACCAGGGCCACGUGCUCAAGAACACCACAAUAGCGGCGUUUGAGGGCUUGCUUACGGAGUUCUCCCGGCAGUCGAUGAUCGUUGAUGCUGCAACCCAAGCCUCAGCCACCGGCACGGUGAGUGUGAGGAAGCUCUACAUGAGAUCAGCCUCGUUGUGGAUCAUGGUGGCUGUGUUCCUGUUAUUGGUCGUACUUUGCCUAUUGUUGGCAGUGACUGCCCGGCGCAGUCUCUGGUUGAGCGCCAUGUCGGGUUCGAUGGCCGGGCAAGCGGCUGUACUUGCCAACAGCCUAUCCUUGCAAGCCUUAUUGAAGGAUUCUGGUCACUGCCGAGAGAAGGAUCUGAAGCAGAAACUGAAAAGUAGUCAAAUUACUGCCAUCGCGGAUCCUGAUAGAGGAGUUGUGCUCGAGGCGCAACAAGUGACGUCGCUUUCUUCAGAAGUGCCACAUGCUGGCCCAUCUCAGCGAAAGAUGCACGAAUGGUCGCCUCUUUUUGGCCGUCUUCCGGUUUUUAUCUUGACGCUUGUUUUGCCCCUAUUCUGUAUCGGGACUCUCGAGCUACUCUAUCAGCUCUCAUCCAAGAAUCAGGGACUGGUCAAUAUUGACAAUAGUGGCUCAUCGGCGUUACUAUACAUUAUCCGGAUUGCAUCGACGCUGGUGGUCUUUGGGAUUGCUACCAUCUUUAACAGUCUUGACUUCACCAUAGCUACUUUUGCUCCAUAUUCUAAUUUGCAUUCAGGCAGUGUUCGAGCAGAUCGGAGCAUUCUCUUCAACCUGCUUGCCAUCUCACCAUUCCUCGUCCUUAUCAAAUGCCUUCGGCACCGUCAGUUCGGCGCUGCAGCCUCGAAUAUCUCAAGCCUCCUUGCCGGUUUCCUUACUAUUAUAGUCUCGGGCCUUUGGGUUCUCACUGACUCCAAGGUCGCGGGACCAGCGACAGCGUCUGUUCGCAACUGGGACAUCAGUUGGUUGAAUGAUUCAAGUAAUGACGGCGGUGCCGGUGUCUUGUUAAAUAUCAUUCGCCAUGGAAGCUUACUUAAUCCUAAUAAGAUUUGGCAAGACGUUGUCCUUCCCGAGGUUACCUUACUGUCUGAUGAUGGAGCAGGCUUGAGUGGCUUAAGUGACGCCAAUUAUACCUUCAGUGUGGUGUCUCUUGAACCCCUUCUGAACUGCACCCAAGUACCCCAGCAGCACAUUGUCGUUGAAAUUACCAGCCAUCGGGAAGAAGUAGGGCAAAUGGGCAACUUCAUCAAUGUUCAGGACACAAGAAUCUCCGUCCACCCCCCAAACAUCCCGAUCGAAUGUUCAGAAAGAGUAGCUUUGGGCUCAGCAAACCUCACCUAUGACACAACUAUCAACACAUUGGGCUCCAGGUGGAUAGGUCAGUACUUUGACUUGUACAAUACCACGGCAGGCCGGGUCUCGACAGCUUGCCCAUCAGUGGGCAUUGUCUUUGGUCAAGUAGAAGGAGUCAAUGCUGCUGCACGCAAUCUCACCGCGCUGUUAUGCACCCAGGAAAUCAAAGAGAUUGACAACCUGAUACUGGCCGUGGGACAAAAAUACGGCGAGUACAUGAGGCACGUCAUCAACUUGAACUUCCGCGCGGGAUCGGAGAGCGUCGAUGGCGACCUAGUCAGCGCUGCGGGUGAAUUAUCUUCGUCUUCAACCACCACGCUCUCACCGACUGUGACCAUCUCCGGGGCUUCCUCUCGUGAGGUUAAUCGCUUGGCGAUUGACAAGACAUCGAAACUAAUUCUACAGAUCCUACUUGCCGCAAUGGCGAUCCUGGGAUUGAUAGGAUAUACUUCCACCAAGAUGUCCGGCCUCCUCCCUCGCAAUCCGUGCAGCAUCGCCAGCACCAUGGGUUUUCUCGCAGACUCACAACUUUGCGACCGUGGCUCAGGUAUUAUACCCCAGGGGUCUGAGCUGAGAAGCGAUCACGAGCUGGGAGAGCUAUUUGACGGGUGGGUGUUCAGCCUAGGUUGGUGGAAUACUGGGAAUACUGUGGACUCUGCCGUAGCCACGGCGCAACCGCAUGAUAACCCGCAAGGGACACACCCUGAUGCUAAGUUAAUGAUGACUUCAGUGUCCGCACAGAGAAGAGGCGCGAAUCGCUUUGGAGUCGAUGUUGGCAGAGCGAUGGGUUAUCGAGAAGACUAG
Molecule: messenger RNA, 3675 nt
Organism: Clonostachys byssicola
Lineage: Eukaryota; Fungi; Ascomycota; Sordariomycetes; Hypocreales; Bionectriaceae
Source: the annotation of a GenBank genome assembly